Molecule: messenger RNA, 1178 nt
Organism: Lolium perenne
Lineage: Eukaryota; Viridiplantae; Streptophyta; Magnoliopsida; Poales; Poaceae
Source: RefSeq, a predicted model, not a curated record
GUGUGAGAUGUGUGAUCAACUGGUACGCGCAAGUGAAGAGGAUUCCACUUCCGAAGUCCAAUGCACGGCUAAGGCUUAUGACACGCGAGCAAUACAAUUUGGUGCCUCCUCAAUGGUGCGCCUCCAAGAAAGCGUGCUAUGCCCAGAUAGUGGAUGGUUGGGUAAGCCCGGCGUUCCUGGCAAGUCACCGUGAUGCGCAGAGAAGGCGUCGCCUCUUGGUAGGUGGAGUACACCGUCAGGGGCCCCUCGCCUUUGGUGCCUAUGUGGAAAAACAGAGAAAGGAGAAGGGUGAAGAUGUCCAUGAAUUUGAUAUUUUAUGUCAGUCCCGGAUGAAGAAGGUUGUGAAGGAGGGGGAGUCGCCGUGGCUCAACGAGAACUUCAACAAUAAACGCAUAGCGUACUGCGACAAGUUCAAGCAGGUGAAGGGUAAGGACGCUGACCCGUACAAGGAGCCCAUCGAUGCCGAGGUUGCUAUGCUUGUGGGAGAAGGCAUGAAGAAUGGUUGAUUAUACAUUGCGGAUGGUUCCGUCGACACCAGUAGCACGCCUUCUUUGUCCCAACUCCGUGCUUCCAGGACAAGCGGAAAGCCUGGUAUAGAGACCCGUAUUAAGCCUUCAGUAGUCAUGUUCAACGAGAUGCAGGCUAAGUGGGAUGAAGAGCGCCGUCGUGCCGAGGAGGCCGAGAGAGAACUUGCGGAAGUGAAGGCGACGCUGCAAAGCCACGACGAGAGGUUUGCUUCUUAUGACCAGCUAUUUGCGAUGUUGCAUGCAGCUGGUGCACCUGGUAUGGCCGGCGCACCUCCUCUUCCUCCUCUCCCACCUCUCCCUCCUCUUUCUGGGCCAUUUGGGAUCCCAUCGGCUGGUUCUCACAACCCGUCGCACCAGUCGGAAGCAAGCCCUGUGACCCCAGCUGGUAGUACGAGCAUGCCUCCGCCGGCCAAUCCUGACCUUCACAGCCUAAGGAGGCAACUUUGAUUUCAUCGAGGACUCCUAGGUCAAUGUGGACUUGCAUGUGUUGAUCGCAGAGUCGAGGACCCCAUGAUGGAUUUGUACUCGUUUGUUGAUUGAGGAUCAUAGUGUGGUCUUGUAGUUUAUGAUCGUCUGCUCGUUUGGGGACUUGUUUGUCACGUUUGAGGAUUGGUGAACUUGUAUGGUGUUCGUUAGAUAUGUCAACCUCUA